GGAGUGUGAGAGACAAAGGCAGAGGAAAGGAGCUAUUCUCAUCUUCCUUAAGUCAUUCACUGAGGCAGGAGAGCAACUUCUCAGCAGGAAGGCGGAAACACAGAUCAGACCCCAUUUUUUUUGUCUUGAUUUUCUUAUUUAUUUCCUGGACUCAGCUGCAUGUCGCCCUGAGCACCAGCCCACCUCUUAAACAAAAACAUUUUUCUUUUCAUUUGGAGCGACUCUUAACUCUCUGACUAUCUAGUGAAGCAACGCAUAAUUCCUAGUUCCUGUGAUGUGUGGAGCUGGAAUCAUCUUAUCCCUGAGUUAAGGGACAGAAGAGGAGCUAUUUUUUCAAGGAGUCACUUAUGUGGAUUUGAGACAAACCCAUGUGAAAGUUUUGUUUUCAGUUGUCUCUGCUUAGCAGACGGGAACUCAGCCCUGCUGUUUUGUGUUUUCCUGCUGGUUGCCUCUGUAAGCCCUGGAGGUGAAGAGGCUCACAGGCUGGCAGGCUGCAGCUAUGGACUUUGAGAGGUUCCCUCCUUUCUCAUCAGUGACCCCUCCUUUUAAAUCACCAUGUCGGACGACUUUGCUGCCUCCAUCCUCUACAUUGUCCUGGAGCUGUUGAUCGCAGUGUUCUCCGUGCUGGGAAAUGUGUUGGUCUGCUGGGCCGUUUGCCUUAACAGUAACCUGCAGAGCAUCACCAACUUCUUCGUGGUGUCGCUGGCCGUGGCUGACAUCGCAGUGGGAGUCCUGGCUAUCCCUUUCGCCAUCGCUAUCAGCACCGGAUUCUGCUCCAACUUCUAUGGCUGCCUGUUCAUAGCGUGCUUUGUGCUGGUUCUCACACAGAACUCCAUCUUCAGCCUGCUCGCAAUCGCCAUAGAUCGCUACUUUGCAAUUAAAUUGCCACUCAGGUACAACAGUUUGGUGACAAGCCAGCGGGCUCAAGGCAUCAUAGCCAUUUGCUGGGCUCUCUCAAUCAUCAUUGGUCUGACCCCAAUGAUGGGCUGGCAUGAAGUGUCCAACAGCACCAAAAGCACUAACAGCAGCUGCCAGCCCGGCCUGAUGGAGUGUUUGUUUAUGGAUGUGGUGACAAUGGAGUAUAUGGUUUACUUCAACUUCUUUGCCUUUGUUCUAAUCCCACUCUUGUUGAUGCUUGCCAUCUACCUGUGCAUCUUUAUGGCAGCUCGCCACCAACUGAAGUUGAUAAAGGUGAAAGCAUUUCAUGGAGAAAAGUCACGCUCCACACUGCAGAAGGAGGUUCAGGCUGCUAAGUCUUUGGCCAUCAUUGUUGGGCUGUUUGCAGUCUGCUGGCUACCUCUGCACAUCAUUAACUGCUUCACCCUGUUCUGCCCUGAGUGCCGCCCUCCUCCUGCUUGGAUUAUGUACUUUGCCAUCAUCCUCUCUCAUGCCAACUCAGUGAUCAACCCCUUCAUUUACGCCUACCGUAUACGGGAGUUCAGAAAGACUUUCCGUCGGAUUAUCUGGCGCCACAUCCUGGGCCGACAUCAGGUGUUAGAGAGUAGCGGCAGUGAUCGAAACUCUACAUACACAACACUUACAGACUCAAUCAGACUCAAAGCAAACAAGUUCAAAUUUAGCCUCUUCACAGUGCCCAUCAGAAGCAGCAGCUGUAAAAAUUCCAGUAAGCAUCCUGCUCAUAUCUCUCCUGUAGGGGGCGGCCUGGUAGCAAUCUCUCAACCUCCCCUGUCAGUCGUCAUCUCAAAUUGUCCUCAUGUAGGGACAUGUGCACUGAAAGCCCUCAGGCAGACUGAAAUCCCACUGGCCCAUCGUCUAUGUUUUGAAGAACAAGAGCAGGACUGCGUAGGAGAAGAAGUCCUGGAGGAAAAAGGAAAACAGAACCUCGUCUCGACCCAGGUCUCACCACUGUUCACUAACCAGAAAAGGAAGAAUUGCUUUUGUGAGCAGCAAAGAGUGUCCUGACAAAUACAGGAAGGAUAGAGAACUAAUUCAGGAGCAAAGCGAUCAAAUAUCCUCUGGGGAUUGGAGAGGAGAUGAGAGCAUGGAUAACAGAUAAUAGGCAAUAAAUGCCACUGAGAUAAAUUAAAUACACAGACUUUUUAUGUAAGCCGGAGGGACGAUCUAUAAAGGACUGCUUGUGGUCUGGAUCGCUCAAAGUGCCACUUCCCCUAGAAUGAAGAGGACAAUGAUUUAGAUAGAUGAAGCAGCUGACUCAUCUAUUGUUAACCUAAAGGUCCUUUGUUUGUCACAGACUAUUUAUUUUAUCUGACCAGACCAUCAAAAAAACCAAAUACUUUUGUUCUUCUUAACAAAUAAAUCGUGGUCUUUGAAAAUGCACUUUGUAUUGUAAUUUACUUAAACAUGUGCAGGCUGUCAAACAUUCAGUCAUCUGUGAAAGUAUUGCUUUAAAGUUUUCUGAAAUAAGAAUAUAUAGGGCUACACAUACAUUUCACCUGUUCUUUACUUUCCCCUUUAUGAAAGUAAGACUUUUGUCACUCAGUCACAAACUUUGGGUUUUAUUUUUCAUCCCACAGGGUAUCCAGCAGUUCAGACCACUAUCCUGCAUGUGUAUUUAAAUCUGAGGGUGGAAUUGGGAUUAAUGCAAUACUGUUUGCUUUAAUGUGUUUUUAAUUUUUUUUUCAAAUGUAAAAUAAAGAGUAAUUU
Molecule: messenger RNA, 2625 nt
Organism: Cyprinodon variegatus (sheepshead minnow)
Lineage: Eukaryota; Metazoa; Chordata; Actinopteri; Cyprinodontiformes; Cyprinodontidae
Gene: adora2aa
Product: adenosine A2a receptor
Biological process (GO): G protein-coupled adenosine receptor signaling pathway; adenylate cyclase-activating G protein-coupled receptor signaling pathway
Cellular component (GO): membrane
Molecular function (GO): G protein-coupled adenosine receptor activity
Source: RefSeq, a predicted model, not a curated record